AUGUAUGGCUGUGAGCUGGGUGAUGACGGGACCACUCUAGGAGACUACCAGUAUGGUUAUGAUGGAGCAGAUUUCCUCAGUCUGGACAAGAGCACUCUCACCUGGACUGCUGCCAACCAGAAAGCUGUCAUCACCAAGCUUAAGUGGGAUGCUACCGGAGCUGAAGCUAACCUUCGGAAGAAUUAUCUAGAAAACACAUGCAUUGAGUGGCUUAAGAAGUAUGUCAACUAUGGCAAAGACACUUUGGAAAGGAAAGGUACAGUAUAAUCACUUUGAACUUCGGUAGUGUUGACAAAUAUGAAACACAUAUCCCUUUAAUCAUAAGGUAUCCAUCACAUACAUGGUUGAAGAACUAUGAUAUUGAAAAAUAUUUAUGUAUUCUCAGUAUUUAUUGGAAUGUUCACUUUAUCUGUCUAUCUAUAUUUAUAUCUCUCUCUUACUCUCUCUCUCUCUCUCUCCAGUUCCUCCUUCAGUGUCUCUGCUCCAGAAGACUCCCUCCUCUCCAGUGACCUGCCACGCAACAGGUUUCUACCCCAGUGGAGUCAUGGUGUUCUGGCAGAAAGACGGACAAGAACAGCAUGAAGAUGUGGAGCAUGAAGAGACUCUCUCCAACGAUGACGGAACCUUCCAGAAAAGCUCCCACCUGACAGUGAUGCCUGAGGAGUGGAAGAAGAACAAGUAUCAGUGUGUGGUUCAAGUCACGGGUAUCAAGGAGGACUUCAUCAAGGUUCUGACUGAGUCUGAGAUCAAGACCAACUGGGGUAAGAGGGAGAGAUUCAAAUACACACUAUACUCAACCCUCCUGCUCAAUGUGCCCAACAUUCCUCAUUUCUAAGUUCAGUCAUCUGCUCAGUAACACUACCUUUCUGACUUUAUGUUCUCCUUGACCUCCUGACCUUUUAUUGACAUUGAGGGAUGCUGCUUAGAGUUCAUUUUUUGACGAAAAAUCUAGUACUAUUGUCUGAAUGCUCUGUUCUGAUGAUUACAGAUGACCCAACCACCAACUUUGUCCCCAUCAUUGGAGGGGUGGUAGCUCUCCUCCUGGUCAUCGCUGUUGUUGUUGGGGUCGUCAUUUGGAAGAAGAAGAGCAAGAAAGGUGAGUGAGGAGAGAAAGACCUCUCUAUAUUCAUAUGUAGGCUACACUGUCAUCUUAGAUAUUAUCAGCAGUGUUUUAGUUAGUAGUUUAGAGGUAGUAGUCAAGUCAUAGUACUGGUUUACAAUCAUGUGUUGUAGUUAGUGAUGGUAGAAGUAUGUUUGAUUUAAUGAUUCACAUAAAUAAAGAGUAAUGUUGUCACUUACUGUAUAUGUGAUGUCUGCAGUAGGAUAUGCAGUAGAAAUACAGGAUUCAGAAUACUCUCAAACUGAUGUUCUCUUGUAAUAUUCCACCAAACCAAGCUUUCAGAGUCAAUAACAACAUCACUUUCAUCUCUGUGUUUCAGGCUUUGUUCAGACCAGCAGUAAGUGCCAACCUUCAUGUUGUUCUCUACUCUGAAAAGAUCACAGAUUUUUUUUUUUGUGUUGGACUGUAUGAUAUCCAUUUUAGAGUGUGGCGGUGUCACUUUUCAUUGUAGCUUCUGAUGCUGGUUCAAAUUUAGAUGUCAAUUGAUGUAGCGAUGUAGUUAAUAUGGAAGGCUGCAUUUACUGUGAACCAUGCAUUAGGAACUUGUGAAUUAACCUGAACUCAUGGAUUAUCUUUAAGUCAGUCUUUUUUUCUAACAUUGGGGUUUCAUUUCUGUUUUAGCUUCCGACACUGACUCUGACAACUCUGGGAAAGGUGCCCAGAAGAUUUGA
This is a messenger RNA of Coregonus sp. 'balchen', 1791 nucleotides long. Lineage: Eukaryota; Metazoa; Chordata; Actinopteri; Salmoniformes; Salmonidae. The record is from the annotation of a GenBank genome assembly.